GAUUGUACCCGCCUGAAACUACCACACACAAGGCCAUUGUCAACGCCAUGGUAAAUGACGGUUGACUUGUUAAAUGAUGGGAUAUAUUGAAACUCCCCAAUGUCCACCUCAGACAAUGCGUUCCAAGAACUUGCCCGGAUCUUUGCGACCAGAAACAACCGCGUUCUUGAGAUCGAGAUUCUCCCUCCAGCGCUUGGUCCCCUCCUUCAAGACGAAUGCUCCGUAGGUAUCACAAAGAAAUACCUAGUUCAGUCGUUUGUGACUGCUAGACGUAUAUUCUUUGAGAAAUCAAGGUCCCAAUUCGAAUGCGGAACCCCACGCACAAUAACCCAGAAUGAGAAUGAGCGCGUAACUCACGGCUCUUCGGACGCGAUCCUCGAGGACCUUUUAGUCUCAACAGAAAUAAUCCUGUUAUUCGACUGCGAGCAUCUUACAGCAUGCAACUGGAGACGCGGGCGCCUGGAUGCCCUCAAGGGACACCAUGAUUUUUCCUCCCACGAUCCGGGGCCACUUAUCCAAGCGCUAGAAGCUGAGCUUACUCUGAUGACAACUUAUCUUUGCUCGCCCUUACACCGGCAUACAAAAUCUCCGACGUUAUGGCAACAUCGAUUAUGGGUACUAAGUCGGUUACUCGAAAUACGCGAGGCGAGAGCGAGACGACUACACUUCGUCAACCCGUCCGAGGAAACAAACCAACACCAAGAGAGUAGUGUCGACUUGCUAAAAUCUGAGCUAGCCAUCGUUCAUCGGGCCGGAGAACUACACCCACGAAACUAUUAUGCUUUUAACUAUAUGAGACAAGUGCACAACAUCCUUUCCGAUGCUACAGAAGGUUCCCGAGAAGGCCCCUCUUCCUUAGCUGAAUCGACUAUUGAUUCGAUGUUGCACUGGUGUUUGGGCCAUCCGUCGGAUAUAUCCGGGUGGAUGUUUAUGCUCUAUCUUCUGAAAGCUGUUCCGAAAGGUAACCUUCAUGUCAGUACUGUUAACAAGGUGGUCCGCUACGCUUUAGAUGUCGGGUGGGAAGGCGAGAGCCUCUGGACCUUUGUGGACCAGUCUGUUAAGUCGCUUGGUCUGGAGGAGACGGUCUACAAUGCUCUGCAGAGGAUUCCGGGGACCUCUUUUACUACUAUUUCCACGGUUCAAGAUGAAUCGAUGAGGAAUACAACUCUGCCAGUGCGACCGUGGAAAUAUUGGCUGACCAUGGCGAGGAAAUACUGGGGUGGCUACAAUUAAGUUGUCAAAGAAGCAAUAUAGGUUUCAGAAAAACACACGCUACUCAUGUUCGAGCCACGGACACCAUCAAAUGGCGAAACCCUUAAGUCUUUUAAGCAACAGGUAUGAUU
Molecule: messenger RNA, 1343 nt
Organism: Aspergillus pseudotamarii
Lineage: Eukaryota; Fungi; Ascomycota; Eurotiomycetes; Eurotiales; Aspergillaceae
Exons: 1
Coding region: 100-1233 (377 amino acids)
Biological process (GO): protein prenylation
Cellular component (GO): cytoplasm
Molecular function (GO): protein prenyltransferase activity
Source: RefSeq, a predicted model, not a curated record